Tachyglossus aculeatus (Australian echidna) is the source of this 888-nucleotide messenger RNA. It is a transcript of the gene SIX2, whose product is annotated as SIX homeobox 2. NCBI's taxonomy places the organism in Eukaryota, Metazoa, Chordata, Mammalia, Monotremata, Tachyglossidae. Gene Ontology annotation, molecular function: DNA-binding transcription factor activity, RNA polymerase II-specific; RNA polymerase II cis-regulatory region sequence-specific DNA binding. Gene Ontology annotation, cellular component: nucleus; transcription regulator complex. The record is from RefSeq and is a predicted model, not a curated record. Bases 31 to 888 code for a protein of 285 amino acids. Gene Ontology annotation, biological process: regulation of transcription by RNA polymerase II; kidney development. The transcript has 2 exons.
UGGGGGGGGGGCCCGCGCCCAGGGUCCGCCAUGUCCCUGCUACCCACGUUCGGCUUCACGCAGGAGCAGGUGGCCUGCGUGUGCGAGGUGCUGCAGCAGGGGGGGAACCUGGAACGCCUGGGUCGCUUCCUCUGGUCCCUGCCCGCUUGCGAGCACCUGCACAAGAACGAGAGCGUCCUCAAAGCCAAGGCCGUGGUGGCCUUCCACCGGGGCAACUUCCGCGAACUCUACAAGAUCCUCGAGGGCCACCAGUUCUCGCCGCCCAACCACCCCAAGCUGCAGCAGCUGUGGCUCAAGGCGCACUACAUCGAGGCCGAGAAGCUGCGGGGCCGGCCGCUGGGCGCCGUGGGCAAGUACCGCGUGCGCCGCAAAUUCCCCCUGCCCCGCUCCAUCUGGGACGGCGAGGAGACCAGCUACUGCUUCAAGGAGAAGUCUCGCAGCGUCCUGCGGGAGUGGUACGCCCACAACCCCUACCCGUCCCCGCGUGAGAAGCGGGAGCUGGCCGAGGCCACCGGCCUGACCACCACGCAGGUCAGCAACUGGUUCAAGAACCGCCGGCAGCGCGACCGGGCGGCCGAGGCCAAGGAAAGGGAAAACACCGAGAACUCAACAAGCCACAAUCCGCUCGUCCCGUCCCUGAACGGGAGUAAGACGGUGCUGGGCAGCUCAGAGGACGAGAAGACGCCGUCGGGUACUCCAAACCACCCGUCGCCCAGCCCCGCGCUUCUGCUGGCUUCGCCCCCGGGGCUGCAGCCUCUGCACAGCCUGGGUCAUCCGCAAGGCCCCAGUGCCAUCCCGGUGCCCAGCGCCGAGCCUCUGCACCACCACAGCCUGCAGGACUCUAUCCUCAACCCUAUGUCCUCCAACCUGGUGGACUUGGGCUCGUAA